CGUGAGUGUAUCUCAGUUCAUGUGGGUCAGGCUGGAGUCCAGAUGGGCAAUGCCUGCUGGGAGCUCUACUGCCUGGAGCAUGGGAUCCAGCCGGAUGGACAGAUGCCCAGUGACAAGACCAUCAGAGGAGGAGACGACUCCUUCAAUACCUUCUUCAGUGAGACUGGGUCUGGAAAUCAUGUUCCCAGGGCUGUGUUUGUGGACCUGGAGCCCACAGUCAUCGGUAAGAUGUUUCUCAUUUAAUAUGAAUUGAGUCAAAGCGGGGUUGUAGAAAUCCCUUAUUGAUCUGCUGCUCAUGCUCUCUCCUCAGAUGAGGUGCGAACUCUGACCUAUCGCCAGUUAUUCCAUCCUGAACAGCUCAUCAGAGGCAAAGAGGAUGCUGCCAACAACUAUGCCCGUGGGCACUAUACUAUUGGCAAAGAGGUCCAUUGACCUGGUGCUAGAGAGGAUCCGCAAACUGGUGGGUUUAAUGAACAAGUGAAUUACAGCAUUUUAUUUGUAUUAACUAAAUAUAUAAUAUUAUGGAUUAUGAAUCUUGUGUUGUCCUUGUUUUAUGUGUUCCUCUCUCCUCAGGCUGACCAGUGCACAGGCCUUCAGGGCUUCCUGGUUUUUCACAGCUUUGGAGGUGGCACCGGCUCUGGUUUCAAGCUGGAGUUUUCCAUCUACCCAGCUCCCCAAGUGUCCACAGCUGUAGUGGAACCUUACAACUCCAUCCUGACCACCCACACCACCCUAGAGCACUCUGACUGUGCCUUCAUGGUGGAUAAUGAGGCUAUCUAUGACAUCUGCCGUAGGAACCUCGACAUUGAGCGUCCUACCUACACCAACCUCAACAGGCUCAUUAGCCAGAUCGUUUCCUCCAUCACUGCUUCCCUUCGAUUUGAUGGUGCCCUCAAUGUUGAUCUGACAGUUCCAGACCAACUUGGUGCCCUAUCCCCGUAUCCAUUUCCCUCUGGCCACCUAUGCCCCAGUUAUCUCUGCCGAGAAGGCUUACCAUGAGCAGCUCUCUGUCUCUGAAAUCACCAAUGCCUGCUUUGAGCCGGCCAAUCAGAUGGUGAAAUGUGACCCUCGCCACGGCAAGUACAUGGCUUGCUGCCUUCUGUACCGUGGUGAUGUGGUGCCCAAAGAUGUCAAUGCUGCUAUUGCCACCAUCAAGACCAAACGUUCCAUUCAGUUUGUUGACUGGUGUCCAACUGGUUUCAAGGUUGGCAUCAACUACCAGCCGCCCCACUGUAGUCCCUGGUGGAGACCUGGCCAAAGUCCAGAGGGCUGUGUGCAUGCUGAGCAACACCACUGCUGUUGGCAGAGGCCUGGGCUCGGCUUGACCACAAGUUUGACCUGAUGUACACCAAACGUGCCUUUGUGCACUGGUAUGUGGGUGAGGGUAUGGAGGAGGGAGAGUUUGCUGAGGCCAGCGAGGACAUGGCAGCCCUGGAGAAGGAUUAUGAAGAGGUGGGGGUUGACUCCAUUGAGGGUGAGGGAGAGGAGGAGGGAGAAGAGUACUAGGUGCUACUUUUUCAGGAAGCAGAAGUUGUUCUGGACAUGAUGCCAAAAGCAUUUCUAGCGAAAUGCAAGUGUAUCAACUAAUUGAGAGAAUAAAGUUAUUGAGGACAAAUUUGCAUUAUGUUGUUUCUCUUUUUUAUAUUCUUACUAAUUGCAUUUCAGCUACAGUAGAUAAAGCAGAGAGAUGUUAAUCAGGCUUUGGUAACACUUUACAUGAAUUUGUUCUUAUACCUACAUGUAUGUAUAACGCUGUAAUAACACUUUAUUUACACUGUAAAACAAUAUUGUGUUAACAUUUUGUUACAUAAUUAUUUAGAAACGUAAUUAUAAUUUCCUAGAAGGGUAAUCAAUUCGAAAGCUACCCUGGGUGAGUGAGAAGAUGACUUACCCUACUACCCUGACUGUACAUUUGGAUUUUCUUACAAUGAAUGAAUCACAUAAUGUAAUCCUCCUGUCCUGUCCACCGGACGUGUCUGCCUUCAAACACAUUCAGGUGUACAGCUUCAAAAUAGCCUAUAACGUUUUUGGAAAAAAUAACCUAUUCAAAUAAAAAAAUGCCUCUAGCAAGAAAUCAAUGCUCAAGUCUAUGGGAGCUUUUCCCCAGCCCAGACAUAAUACUGUAGUCGACUCGGUUGCGUCAUAAAAUAAUCUUCAGACAUCGCACACCUCAAGCUGCAAGCUUCUGAAUCGAGCUCUUCCUUGUUUUUAUUACUUCUCCUAAUCCCCUGCACAAAGACAUAUCAUGGUGAGCAAUAUUCUAUUUAUUUUUUGUGGUGUAUUAUCGAACGUAAAACUUCAACAAUUUUAUUCAGAUAUUUUUGUGAAUUUUGUGUGUGUGGAAGUCCUGCACCCGGUAGGCCAUAGAUCCCACCUGUCAAUAGGAACAAGUUAUAGCUCAUCAACUGACUAGAUAUUUCAUUUCUCAAAUAUUGUGUUUCAAAAAAUGUUCGGAGUUGAAAGCCGGGAAAUAUUAUGGGGUUGAUCCAAAAUAAAAAUAAUUGUGGGGACCGGCAAUUGAAUGGAGGCUGCGCGGUACUUCUCCAAAAUCCUUUGGUCAGUGUCAGUGCAGACAGUAAAUCAGAUUAGACAUGCUUAACUCUGGUAAACGUGGACAGUCUGUUCACUGAGCUGCCAUAUCGCAGACAAAAAAAGAAAUACAACUUUUUAGACUAUUUGCAAAUAUUUUCCACCGUUAUUUAGAAUAAAUCAUUUCCUCACUUGCUGUGAGAUUUUGGAUAAAUACAUAAAUAAUUGCAGAUAACUGUUUGGUUUCUCCUAUCAGCCUGCUGUAAUUAUUGAUAUUGGAAAAAUACGUAUUAUUGUAGCCUACAAAUCAGAAUAUAAUCAAACACUGUAAAUUAAUUUCAGCAGAAAUGUGGAAGUGGUCUGACAAGUUUCAUAACAUUUUAAAGAGACAGCAGCCCUAAAACUGUCUGACCUAGAUAAUCCUCUCCAUAUGCUGCACUGUCAGAGGAAUACAACACUAGAACACACAGGGGGUUGGUGGCACCUUAAUUGGGGAGGAUGGGCACUUGAUAAUGGCUGGAGCGGAAUUAGUGGAACAGUACCAACAACAUUCCAUUCUAGCCGUUCCAGACAUUUUUAUGAGCCGUCUUCCCCCCAGCAGCCUCCACUGCUAAAACACAUCAGUAGAACACAACACUAUAACACACCACUAGAACACAACACUAGAACACAUCAGUAGAACACAACACUAGAACACAUCAGUAGAACACAACACUAGAACACAUCAGUAGAACACAACACUAGAACACAUCAGUAGAACACAACACUAGAACACAUCAGUAGAACACAACACUAGAAAACAUCAGUAGAACACAACACUAGAACACAUCAGUAGAACACAACACUAGAAAACAUCAGUAGAACACAACAGUUGAGCACAUCAGUAGAACACAACACUAGAACACAACAUUAGAACAUCAGUAGAACACAACACUAGAAAAUAUCAGCAGAACACAACAGUCGAGCACAUCACUAGAACACAACACUAGAACACAUCAGUAGAAUACAACAGUAUAGAACACAUCAGUAGAAUACAACACUAGAACACAACAUUAGAACACAACACUAGAACACAACACUAGAACACAUCAGUAGAACACAACACUAGAACACAUCAGUAGAACACAACAGUCGAGCACAUCAGUAGAACACAACACUAGAACACAACACUAGAACACAUCAGUAGAACACAACACUAGAAAGCAUAAGUAGAACACAACAGUCAAGCACAUCAGUAGAACACAACACUAGAACACAUCAGUAGAACACAACACUAGAAAACAUCCGUAGAACACAACAGUCGAGCACAUCACUAGAACACAACACUAGAACACAUCACUAGAACACAACACUAGAACACAUCAGUAGAACAAAACACUAGAACACAUCAGUAGAACACAACAGUAUAGAACACAUCAGUAGAACACAACACUAGAACACAACAGUAGAACACAACACUAGAACACAUCAGCAGAACAAAAAUAUGUUAUUAUUCCAUAAUAGAAUAAUAGAAUAGAAUAGAUAGAACAGCAAUAAAGAAAUGUCCACAUCAGAACAAUGUAACACUUGGCUGCAGGUAUCAUCUUUGUUAUUCUAUUCACACACUUUAUUUUACAGUAGAUUAUACAGUACACCCCUGGUAUAGAGUAUAGACUGUUUUGAGCCAUUGUGGUCCUCCUAUCACAAGGGGGUGUACAUCUGAAAUUAUCAGACAAAAAAUGGCUCCCCCUUCACCCUAGCGCGAGUGCAUCUCUAUCCACGUGGGUCAGGCUGGUGUCCAGAUUGGCAAUGCCUGCUGGGAGCUCUACUGUCUGGAGCAUGGGAUCCAGCCGGACGGACAGAUGCCAUCAGACAAAGCCAUCGGAAGAGCUGACGACUCCUUCAACACCUUCUUCAGUGAGACUGGGGCUGGAAAGCAUGUCCCCAGGGCUGUGUUUGUGGACCUGGAACCCACAGUCAUUGGUAAGCUUUCCCUCUCAGGCAAAAAAGUUAUACCUAGAACAAUAAAGGGUUCAUUGGAUUGUCCCUGUAGAAGAACGCUGGUUCCAAAGCCUUUUCCAACAAGAAAUAACCCUUUUAGAACCCUGUCUUCCAUAGAGAAUGUUCUCAGAUGAAAAAAGUUCCAUGUAGAACCCUUGCCCCUGUAGAAUAACUAUUUUAGAACACUCCUUUCUCUGAGUGUUCUGCUUCUCAUGAGCUACUGAUUUUCUCUCCUCAGAUGAGGUGCGCACUGGGACCUAUCGCCAGUUAUUCCAUCCUGAACAGCUCAUCACUGGCAAAGAGGAUGCUGCCAACAACUAUGCCCGUGGGCACUACACUAUUGGUAAAGAGAUCAUUGAUCUGGUGCUGGACAGGGUCCGCAAAUUGGUGGGUACCACAUAAUUAAUCAAUUAAAUAUUUUAUCAACAAACUGAUCAGAAUGUGGGUAUCUUGUGUUCUCCUUUUAUUGACGUGUUCCUCUAUCUCCUUAGGCUGACCAGUGCACAGGCCUUCAGGGCUUCCUGGUUUUCCACAGCUUUGGAGGUGGCACCGGCUCUGGUUUCACCUCCCUGCUCAUGGAGCGCCUGUCUGUUGACUACGGCAAGAAGUCCAAGCUGGAGUUUUCCAUCUACCCAGCUCCCCAAGUGUCCACAGCUGUAGUGGAGCCCUACAACUCCAUCCUGACCACCCACACCACCCUAGAGCACUCUGACUGUGCCUUCAUGGUGGAUAAUGAGGCUAUCUAUGACAUCUGCCGUAGGAACCUCGACAUUGAGCGUCCUACCUACACCAACCUCAACAGGCUCAUUAGCCAGAUCGUUUCCUCCAUCACUGCUUCCCUUCGAUUUGAUGGUGCCCUCAAUGUUGAUCUGACAGAGUUCCAGACCAACUUGGUGCCCUAUCCCCGUAUCCAUUUCCCUCUGGCCACCUAUGCCCCAGUUAUCUCUGCAGAGAAGGCUUACCAUGAGCAGCUAUCUGUGGCAGAAAUCACCAAUGCCUGCUUUGAGCCGGCUAAUCAGAUGGUGAAAUGUGACCCUCGCCACGGCAAGUACAUGGCUUGCUGCCUUCUGUACCGUGGUGAUGUGGUGCCCAAAGAUGUCAAUGCGGCCAUUGCGACAAUCAAGACCAAACGUUCCAUUCAGUUUGUUGACUGGUGUCCAACUGGUUUCAAGGUUGGCAUCAACUACCAGCCCCCCACUGUAGUCCCUGGUGGAGACCUGGCCAAAGUCCAGAGGGCUGUUUGCAUGCUGAGCAACACUACAGCUAUUGCGGAGGCCUGGGCUCGGCUUGACCACAAGUUUGAUCUGAUGUAUGCCAAACGUGCCUUUGUGCACUGGUAUGUGGGUGAGGGUAUGGAGGAGGGAGAGUUCUCUGAGGCCAGAGAGGACAUGGCAGCCCUGGAGAAGGAUUAUGAAGAAGUGGGGGUUGACACUGUCGAGGGUGAUGGACAGGAGGAGGGAGAGGAAUACUGA
This is a messenger RNA of Coregonus sp. 'balchen', 5981 nucleotides long. NCBI's taxonomy places the organism in Eukaryota, Metazoa, Chordata, Actinopteri, Salmoniformes, Salmonidae. The record is from the annotation of a GenBank genome assembly.